Molecule: messenger RNA, 2012 nt
Organism: Eriocheir sinensis (Chinese mitten crab)
Lineage: Eukaryota; Metazoa; Arthropoda; Malacostraca; Decapoda; Varunidae
Product: basement membrane-specific heparan sulfate proteoglycan core protein-like
Exons: 8
Coding region: 1016-1906 (296 amino acids)
Biological process (GO): synapse organization
Cellular component (GO): neuron projection membrane
Source: RefSeq, a predicted model, not a curated record
CCUCCCGUGUAAGUGCGGGUGUUCGCUCCCUCCGCCUUUGCCACGCGCUCAGACAACUUGCACGUAUCGCACGGAAAGUUUAAUACGUGUUCUACCGUAGCCUCGUCUCGUCUCAUUGGUGGCUCCAUGAGGAUUUUCUGACUCAACUACCGAGAGUGUUUUGUAAAGUGAGCCAGAGCGAGUGGCGGUCACCUGGAACAGCAACAUUGUCCUUCUGGUGUGUUCGGGCCACGUGAUGCAUCAGGAAGAAUGGAGCGAGAGUGUCACACGAGCUCGUUGACUCCACUACGGUGCAAAGAUCCUUAGCUCUUUGGUCUCAAAGAAAAAAAUAUGAGAGCGAUGCACUUUCGAAACAUGAAGUAAGAGCAACUAAGAGUGGCCAAAUGAGAGUGACUUGACUAGAUAGACAACAGACGAAAGGUAGUAUGGAAAAUCGAGGCGAGGGAAUUGUCCCCCUUUUGCAGAACUUAGCAAAGAGGAUAAUGCGUUUAUCAGAGGCUUGAGUCAGACAACAAUGCACUUUUCAAACAUCAAGGAAAGAGAACAACGAGCUUAAUAGUCUCCUCUGAAGGAAAAUUGCUUUGCUGGAACUAAAGGGAAUCGGGAGGUACAUUUUUUAAAGAUUCAAAGAAAGAGAACAGUGGAUUUACGAGACCUAGUAAAGUGAAAAUUCACAAUAUAGAGUUGUCUCAAGCAGACGGGAAAAUGGACUUUCCUAAUUUCUGAUAAAGGAUAAUCAAGACUAUAGAUAAAGGGAACAUAUAACGCACUUUUUGACACCCUCAAGUAAAACACAGUAUGCAUUUCCAGAGACUUGAAAAGAACAUUUAAUCUUUUGAAUCUCGCGGUGCCUGAACGGCUACCAAUCACCUGCACUUCUUGCCCCCACCACCACAACCAUCACCACCACCGUCAUCAUUGAAGUCUCUCUAGUGUGACAACUACCAAGGACAGAAACCACUUAGCACCACCUCUGUCCAGCUUCACCACCACCACCACCACCACCACCACCGUCAUGAGGACCUUCGCCUUCACGCUGCUCCUCGCCGUCACCACGCCUGGCUGGUGUUCGUGGCCCGCCGGGCCCGCGUUCGUCCACGCCCCUGUCAACGUGACGGUGAGCGAGGGGUCCCACGCCUUCCUACCCUGCAGAGUGGCAAACCUCGGCGACAGAUCCGUGACGUGGCUGCGGCGGCGGAGGCUACACAUCAUCACGGCGGGCCUGCUCACCUACUCCCCGGACGACCGAUACAGAGUAUUGCACCCGCCGGACACAGACGAGUGGACGCUGCACAUCAAACGCACGAGGCCAGGUGACGCGGGCUGGUACGAGUGUCAGGUGAACUCCGAUCCCAAGAUCACCACGCCCGUCCUGCUCGUUGUCAGAGAUAAAAGCCUGGACGACCCUUUCCACAUGCCGGAGGUGGCGUCCGACAAUAACAACACACAAGUGCGUAUCGAGGGUGCGGGGGAGCGGUACAUCCAGCAGGGCAGCAUCUUGGCCGUCAACUGCACAGCGAACCACCCCAGCGGCGGCGGACCCCAGGCGGUGGUGUGGUAUCGCGGCGCCGCCAGACUUGACUACGACUCUCCCAGGGGCGGCAUUGAACUGCAGACCGAGAAGGCGCCUCAGGCCACCAUGAGUCGCCUCAGACUGUCCUCCGUCACCCCAAGAGACUCCGGACGCUACACCUGCCACCCUGACACCGGGGGAUACGCGUCGGUGUUGGUCCAUGUCCAGUCGGACCAGCCUCGAGCCGCCGUCCAGCAGAGCGGCCAAAACACUGCUGCCCCUUCACCCGUCGCCGCCUCCGCCUCCCCGCUGCUGCUGCUCCUCGCCGUCUGCCUCGCCCACCUGCCUCCACCCCUCUGCCUCUCUGGGGGCGCCUUGGCCUCAGCCUUCUGAACCUAACCCUUUUAUGUCCGUUUUAUCGUUCUUUCGUGUGGGUACCUAUGUAGAAGCUAUUUUUGUAAAUAUCUCGAAAAAAAGAUAGAAAAAUGUAUGUAUUUUC